GUAUUAAUCUAUUUCUAGUCUCUUUGUGUGUGCAUUUUCCUCUUAUAGAAAGAUGGGGAAACUUUCUAAGAAUGUUGGUUUACUAUCUGUGAUGUUUGUUCUGGUGAUUGCGAUAGCGGAAUGCCGGAAGCUUGAGAAAAAUGAUUUUUCUGACGGCAUUGGUGGUGGUAUAGGCGGUGGGGGUGGUGCAGGAGGAGGUGGAGGACUUGGAGGUGGGGGUGGUGCUGGCGGAGGCUUGGGAGGUGGAGCUGGUGGAGGCUUAGGAGGUGGUAAAGGUGGUGGCAUUGGGGUUGGGGGUGGUGGUGGUGCCGGUGGAGGUGCUGGCGGUGGCCUUGGAGGCGGUGCAGGUGGAGGUGCUGGGGGUGGCCUUGGAGGUGGAGCUGGGGGAGGAGCUGGAGGUGGCUUAGGAGGAGGUAAAGGUGGUGGAGUUGGAGGAGGAGCUGGUGGGGGUGCUGGAGGUGGCUUAGGAGGAGGAGCUGGUGGGGGUGCUGGAGGUGGCUUAGGAGGAGGCAAAGGUGGUGGAGUUGGAGGAGGAGCUGGUGGGGGUGCUGGAGGUGGCUUAGGAGGAGGUAAAGGUGGUGGAUUUGGAGGAGGAGCUGGUGGAGGUGCUGGUGGAGGUGCUGGUGGUGGCUUUGGAGGAGGUAAAGGUGGUGGUGUAGGAGGAGGAGCUGGUGGGGGUGCCGGAGGUGGCUUAGGAGGUGGAGCUGGAGGUGGUGGAGGAGUUGGAGGCGGAGCAGGUGGCGGCUUUGGAGGAGGCAAAGGUGGUGGAGUAGGAAUUGGAGGUGUAGGUGGAGGAGCAGGAGGAGGUGGUGGAGCCGGAGGUGGUGGAGGUUUUGGUGGUGGGUUUUGA
Molecule: messenger RNA, 850 nt
Organism: Pistacia vera
Lineage: Eukaryota; Viridiplantae; Streptophyta; Magnoliopsida; Sapindales; Anacardiaceae
Product: glycine-rich cell wall structural protein-like
Exons: 2
Coding region: 53-850 (265 amino acids)
Source: RefSeq, a predicted model, not a curated record